AGAAUGUCGAACUCGACGACAAUGGCAGGCUGUUCCACUGGCCUCACGGGCGCCUAUAAAAAGAGGUUCAUGGAAGCGUUGCCGCUCGCAAGCAUACACGCGGCACCAUUCACGUGCCUUUAGUCAUAGGACUGAUGGCUCCUUCUUCUUUCUCUUUCUGCUACUCGGCUGUUGUCCUGCUCUGUCUCUGCACAGUCGCUUCGGCGCAGCUCUCCCCUACUUUCUACAACACGUCGUGUCCAAAUGUUCUCUCCACGAUCCAGACUGGAAUUCAGGCGGCGCUCCAGGCAGAUUCCAGGAUGGGUGCCUCUCUUCUUCGCAUGCAUUUUCAUGAUUGCUUUGUCCAAGGAUGUGAUGGAUCGGUGCUUCUGGAUGACACUGCAAAUUUCACGGGAGAAAAGACGGCGUUCCCCAACAACAACUCGCUCAGAGGCUUCGAGGUCAUCGAUGCCUUGAAAUCCAGCGUCGAGGCUCUGUGCCCCGGCGUCGUUUCCUGUGCAGACAUUCUUGCAGUCGCUGCCCGUGAUUCAGUCGUAACGCUGGGAGGCCCUACAUGGACGGUGCCGCUUGGAAGAAGAGAUUCAACGACGGCGAACAUUAGCUUAGCCAACACCAACCUCCCAGCACCCACCCUCAACUUGAGCGGCCUCAUCACCUCAUUUGCAAAUCAGGGACUAACCGCUGCAGAAAUGGUUGCCCUUUCAGGAGGUCACACGAUCGGACUGGCGAGGUGCGUGAGCUACAGAGACCACAUCUACAACGACAGCAACAUCAAUGCUAAUUACUCGGCUUCGUUGAGGGCCAUCUGCCCCUUCUCCAGCGGCGACGACGUUCUCGCGCCGCUCGACGUCGCCACCAACGCGACCUUCGACAACCGAUACUACACCAACCUGCUAAGCAACCAGGGGCUGCUCCACUCGGACCAGGAGCUGUUCAAUGGAGGCUCCACCGACGCGCAGGUCACCUCCUACACCACCAACUCCACCGCCUUCUUCGCCGACUUCACCAGCGCCAUGAUCAAGAUGAGCAGCAUCGGCGUCCUCACGGGGACGAGCGGACAGAUACGAACCAACUGCAGAAGAGUUAACUAGAUGUUGCUUUUUAAGACAAGACGUACGCCUCUUUGUUUGUGCUAUAUGCAUCAUACAUUAUUGUGCCUAUACGUAGCAAGACGCUUUUAGAAUAAGCCGGAUCAAGAUCCGAUUGCUUGCUCUACAUUUGCUGUGUAAUCCUUCUUACGAGAUCAAAUGAAGCAAAGAGAGAAUAAAGAUAUCAGAGAAAUAUAUGGAUCCAUUUGAUGUUAGUGGAAGAUAUUAUAUAUAAUAAAUAGCAUAUGGUUGAAGGCAA
Molecule: messenger RNA, 1347 nt
Organism: Nymphaea colorata (pocket water lily)
Lineage: Eukaryota; Viridiplantae; Streptophyta; Magnoliopsida; Nymphaeales; Nymphaeaceae
Product: cationic peroxidase 1-like
Exons: 4
Coding region: 135-1091 (318 amino acids)
Biological process (GO): hydrogen peroxide catabolic process; response to oxidative stress
Molecular function (GO): peroxidase activity; heme binding
Source: RefSeq, a predicted model, not a curated record